Messenger RNA from Neoarius graeffei (lesser salmon catfish), 2268 nucleotides. Its product is annotated as collagen alpha-2(IX) chain-like. The transcript has 31 exons. The coding region runs from base 1 to 2268 and encodes 755 amino acids. NCBI's taxonomy places the organism in Eukaryota, Metazoa, Chordata, Actinopteri, Siluriformes, Ariidae. The record is from RefSeq and is a predicted model, not a curated record.
AUGAAUGCUCUCAGGGGUUUCUCAGCGCCUCCUAAAGGCCUGGAGUUAGAGUUUGGCUCAAGUUCAGACUCUGAAAGCGAUGAAGACGUGAAGGAAGACGAGAUCGAUACUGAUCCUGCAGAAUCAGACAGUGUGCCCAGGAUAAACACGACCUCACUGAGUCACCAGAACUGCAAAGUACUUGAAUGGACAAGGGUCAAAGGUCAACCCCAGGUGGAACACUUGGUUCCUCCACAGCCAUCAGCAUCAACUAUAAUUCCUGAAGAUGGGAAAUCAAUUUCAGAAGCUUCGUGCAGCGAUGUCGUGAUUCAGGAAAGUGUGACAGCAAAGAACAUCUCAUCAGCCACUGCCAUGGAAACCAGCCAUGACAUCACUCUGGCUAAUAAAGGUAUGCCAUCAGGGGCCACGCAGCCAAGUACAGAAGAGAUGGAUGACAAAAUAUCUCACCAGCCAGACAUGGCAUCAGCUAAAGUGGACAAGAUCAUAGAGGAGAUUAAAAGAAAUGAGAGUUUUAUUUUACCGGUGUCUGGUCUCACCACUCUGUUGUCACAGGGACAUCGGGGUCCUCCGGGUCUGCCCGGACUUCCAGGACCAAAAGGAGAAAAGGGCUUUGCAGGAAUGAUGGGUCGGAUAGGACGUGCAGGUUUCCGAGGGCCGACCGGUCCUCCUGGCAUUCCUGCCAUCAUCGUAUGGACGACAUCAGAGGAGGAAUGGCACGAAUUUAAGGUGAAGGUUAUGAGACAGAAAGGACGACGAGGACCACUGGGGCGACCAGGAGAUCCCGGUCCACCUGGCCGUCUAGGAGUUCCAGGGAAACAGGGCAAGAAAGGAGUCACAGGGCUGAUUGGGAGAGCAGGGCCACCUGGGAUACCUGGACCUCCUGGAAGACCAGGCCAAGAUGGUACACCAGGAAAAGAUGGCGAACCAGGACAACCGGGACCACAAGGGGAAAAAGGUCCACAGGGAUACAGAGGAGAACGAGGCAGUAAAGGGGAGCCCGGUGAGUGGGGUUACACUGGAGAACCGGGACCUCGGGGUGAGAAAGGCAGGAAUGGGGAGAAGGGAAUUAAAGGAGAAGUCAGCCUGAUCGGAAUAACUGGUUAUACUGGGCCACCUGGACCUCGGGGACAGCGGGGGAUUAUGGGAGCACCUGGUCCUCCUGGAGAACCUGGAUGGUCCGGCUUUACAGGAGCUCCAGGUCCAACAGGUCGUAUGGGACCAAGAGGGGCAAAAGGAUUGAGCGGAGUUAAAGGACCUCCUGUAAGAGUGAUGGAGAUCCAGGUCCGGACGGUGUUAGCGGAUUUAGCGGGUAUGGUGGACCACAGGGUAAACCAGGGCGAGAUGGACCUCCAGGUCCUAAAGGAGAGCCUGGUCAGACUGGAAAUGAAGGAGCCACUGGAGACCCGGGACCACCAGGACCACCAGGUGCAGCUGGAAAAGCAGGAAAACCAGGACCCUCAGGGUCUGAAAGCUGAGCGAGGAGAUAAAGGAGAUCCUGGUGAAAAAGGAGAACAAGGUUCUCCAGGUCCUCCUGGUUUUCCUGGGUUCCGUGGUCGAGCAGGUCGUUCAGGUGUUCAGGGAGAACCCGGGCUGACUGGAUCUGCUGGAUCACCAGGACCACAAGGUUUGGAAGGAAGUGCUGGAGAACAGGGCAAACAAGGCAAAGACGGCCCCAAGGGAGAACAAGGUCCUGAUGGUGUAACUGGAGUUCCAGGACCGAGAGGUGAUAAGGGUCGGAUGGGGCGAGUUGGACUCACAGGUCUGCCAGGACCUUUGGGGCAAAUGGGAAAAUCAGGAGACCGAGGACCUGAAGGAGAGCCUGGUAUCAAGGGUAGAACAGGAUUUCCAGAAGGACCUGGAGCUAAAGGCUUGAAGGGACUGCAGGGUUUUCCAGGGAAUCGAGGGCAGGAUGGAAUUCACGGUUCUCCAGGACUUGCAGGUGCGCUAGGAGUAAGUGGAGAUGCGGGUUCUUCAGGACACAGGGGUUUCCAGGGAAAACCUGGUGCUCCUGGUGGACAAGGUCCUGUUGGAAGCAGAGGAGAUCCAGGAAGUAGAGGAAUCGCUGGCAAACCUGGAAAGCCUGGACUGAAGGGAAUCAAAGGCACUGAGGGUCCAAAGGGACUUCCUGGAAGUCCAGGGCAGAAGGGAGUUCGAGGAAAUGAAGGUCCUAAAGGAAAACCUGGAUGUUCAGGAGCUCGAGGUUUGCCGGGACAAAAGGGUUACAGAGGACCUCCUGUAAGAAAUCACUCUAACCAAUUUUAUCAAUAA